CUUUACAUGUUCUGUCCAGCAAUGUGGCUUUUCUGGUUCCAGAGUUCUUGGACACAGCCCAGGCCAAAGAGAAGGUCUUUGUUCCCAUGGUCAACAACACACUCUAUGUGCCCGUAGAGGAGUCUGAGGUCCCACAGCAGGGUGGUGACAUUCCCAAGUUCUCAGCAAACACUAUCCAGCCCAAGGAGGACAACAUCUCCAAGUCCCCAGAAGAAACGAUCCAUCCCAAGCCAGGCAAUAUCCCCAAAUCCCCAAAAGAAGCCAUCCAUCCCAAGCUGGGCAGUACUCCCAAGUCCCCAAAAGAAGCCAUCCAUCCCAAGCUGGGCAGUAUCCCUGAGUCUCCAAAAGACAUCAUCCAUCCCAAGCUGGCCAAUAUCUCCAAGUCCCCAGAAGACACCACUGGUCCCAAGCUGGGCAGUAUCCCCAAGUCUCCAGAAGACACCACCCGUCCCAAGCUGGGCAGUAUCCCCAAGUCUCCAGAAGGCACCACCCGUCCCAAGCUGGGCACUAUCCCCAAGUCUCCAGAAAAUACCACCCGUCCCAAGCUGGACAUUAUCCCCAAGUCUCCAGAAGACACCACCCGUCCCAAGCUGGGCACUAUCCCCAAGUCUCCAGAAGACACCACCCGUCCCAAGCUGGGCAGUAUCCCCAAGUCUCCAGAAGACACGACCCGUCCCAAGCUGGGCAGUAUCCCCAAGUCUCCAGAAGACACCACCCGUCCCAAGCUGGACAUUAUCCCCAAGUCUCCAGAAGACACCACCCGUCCCAAGCUGGGCACUAUCCCCAAGUCUCCAGAAGGCACCACCCGUCCCAAGCUGGGCACUAUCCCUAAGUCUCCAGAAGACACCACCCGUCCCAAGCUGGGCAUUAUCCCCAAGUCUCCAGAAAAUACCACCCGUCCCAAGCUGGGCAUUAUCCCCAAGUCUCCAGAAGACACCACCCGUCCCAAGCUGGACAUUAUCCCCAAGUCUCCAGAAGACACCACCCGUCCCAAGCUGGGCACUAUCCCCAAGUCUCCAGAAGACACCACCCGUCCCAAGCUGGGCAUUAUCCCCAAGUCUCCAGAAAAUACCACCCGUCCCAAGCUGGGCAUUAUCCCCAAGUCUCCAGAAGACACCACCCGUCCCAAGCUGGGCAUUAUCCCCAAGUCUCCAGAAAAUACCACCCCCAACCAGCUCGAGGAAGGCGACUUCCUGAAACCUGAAGAAGAAACAAUGGAGUUCCUGGAGGUGGACAUGGUGAGAAUGAUCCUGAGCAAGCAGGACUUUGAGGCAGCGCUCAAGGAGGCUGGAGAGAGGUUGGUGGCUGUGGACUUCUCAGCCACAUGGUGUGGGCCCUGCAGGAACAUCCGGCCAGUCUUCCAUUCCCUGUCUGUGAAGCAUGAGGACGUGGUGUUCCUGGAAGUGGACGCUGACGACUGUGAGGAGGUGGUCAGAGACUGUGCAGUCAUGUGCCUCCCAACCUUUCAGUUUUAUAAAAAAGAAGAAAAGGUGGGUGAGUUCUCUGGUGCCUUUAAGGAAAAACUUGAAGCAAUCAUUGCAGAAUUAAAGUAAUCAUAUAUUCUGAAAACGUUG
Lemur catta (Ring-tailed lemur) is the source of this 1574-nucleotide messenger RNA. It is a transcript of the gene TXNDC2, whose product is annotated as thioredoxin domain containing 2. The transcript is spliced from 2 exons. The record is from RefSeq and is a predicted model, not a curated record. NCBI's taxonomy places the organism in Eukaryota, Metazoa, Chordata, Mammalia, Primates, Lemuridae. The coding region runs from base 87 to 1553 and encodes 488 amino acids.